AUGCUGUGGUUGUCCGUAUCCCCAACUCGAUUUUGGUCGCGAGAAAUACUGGCUCGACCCACGUUUCACAGGUUGAGGAUCCGAUCGAUUCCCGGAGAUCCAGAAGGCAUCAAGUGGACCAUUUCUGCAAUUGCGACCCCGCCUCCCCCCGAGGACUUUCUCGCCGCCAUUUCUGGCUCGUGGACGGUGCAAGAUCGAACUGCUGGAUAUUUGCUCGUCAUUCCAGACCCUCUUCCGGCUGCCUGGCCACCGGGCGAGCGGCUGCCCAAACAACUGAGCCCAAGGCUACGGCAGAUACGGGAUCGUUUCGAAUCCGAAGCCAGUUCUCCGUGCCGAAGUGCUUUGGCUGGUAUGCCCGGCAACAACAUCAGCGGCCGUAUAUCACGGAAUAUAUGCGGCGUAGCUUUGAUUUACUGUGUUGGGCUUUUCCCGGCGCAGAGUCUCGAUGCAGAUGGCUAUGAAGCCCAGCGGACAGCGCGAAGUAUUACAAUUAGUGCAGAGGCGUCGAUCCCCAGUUCCAAAUGGUUUCGAUUUCUAGGCCGGCACUUCUACUACUCUUCUGCGAUGGUCUCGACGUCCACAAAAGUGGUGGUGAACCCGCUGGUUUGGACCCCUUUGUUCAAUGUUUACUUUUUCGCCUUUCACGCGAUUCUUUCCGGGAUGGUCAUGACUGGAGUCGUUGAAAGAGUCAAAAUGAACGUACCGACAAGUCUACAACGAAGCUUCCUGUACUGGCCUUUCGUCACAGCCUUCAACCUCUCCCAUGUCAUACCGCAAUCCCGGUCGGUCGUCACAGCCACCUGCGCGGCGCUUUGGUAG
Molecule: messenger RNA, 819 nt
Organism: Fonsecaea multimorphosa CBS 102226
Lineage: Eukaryota; Fungi; Ascomycota; Eurotiomycetes; Chaetothyriales; Herpotrichiellaceae
Exons: 1
Coding region: 1-819 (272 amino acids)
Cellular component (GO): membrane; mitochondrion; cytoplasm
Source: RefSeq, a predicted model, not a curated record